Molecule: messenger RNA, 1326 nt
Organism: Gaeumannomyces tritici R3-111a-1
Lineage: Eukaryota; Fungi; Ascomycota; Sordariomycetes; Magnaporthales; Magnaporthaceae
Exons: 4
Coding region: 171-725 (184 amino acids)
Biological process (GO): copper ion transmembrane transport
Cellular component (GO): membrane
Molecular function (GO): copper ion transmembrane transporter activity
Source: RefSeq, a predicted model, not a curated record
GUUGGCAGCUUGCAUGUGAGCCGGGCGAGACCUCUCAUAUACAGCCAGGCCGCCCUUCCUUCACCCAAAAGCCUUCCUUAAGAGCCGCCCCUCAUACCCUCGCCAUUGAAAAUAAUCAAGUCCGCUACUUCCAAGACAGUCGACGACGGUCACCUUCCAACUUGACCAAAAUGGACAUGACAACGAACUCGACGGCCAUGGCGCCGCCGGCCAACACAACGUCAUCCGGCGGCAUGGGUGGUAUGGGUGGGAUGGGUGGCGGCUGCAAAAUAUCGAUGCUCUGGAACUGGUACACUAUAGACUCGUGCUUUAUCGCCUCGUCGUGGAGGAUCACGUCGGAGGGCAUGUUCGCGGGCUCCUGCAUCGGCGUCAUCCUGCUGGUCAUGUCGCUCGAGUUCCUGCGGAGGUCCGUCAAGGAGUACGACCGCUUCCUCCUCCGCCAGCACGCCUCGGCGAACCCUUCCAAGACGGGCUCCGGCUCCCCGACGCCGGUGGCGCCCUUCCGGCCCAACUUUUUCCAGCAGGCCAUCCGCGCAUUCCUGCACAUGGUGCAGUUUGCCGUCGCUUACUUUGUUAUGCUACUCGCCAUGUACUACAACGGCUACAUCAUCAUAUGCAUUUUCAUCGGCUCCUACCUUGGUGCCUUUGUCUUCCAUUGGGAAACUUUUACCCCUGGUGGUGACCAAACCAGCGCCGCAAGGGAGGCUACUGUGUGUUGCGGGUAGACCAGUCGUCCCCACCCUUGAAGCCGCCCGAAGCUGCCAUAGGCUAUCAAGCCCAGAUAGUUGGAACAAAGAAGCUCCGCCAUGGUCGAUGUGUGCCCUUACUGGUUUUCGUCUAGCUUCGUCAUUGAUGCUGUUGUUUUUGAGCCUCAGGACUGCCACUACAGGCAUGCUUGGCCUAGCCUAUUGUCGUGUUACUCGAUUAAUCCCUUUAAUACUGUAGUCUGAUAAUCUUUCCUACCUCUCAUCCAAUGUGUUGGCAAUGUCCCUAGGAAGGGGGUCGGCUUGGAAAUUGUAAGAGCACAAAAUCGUUCAAUCGUGUUCAUCCCGUACGACAUAAGUACGUACCUUUUAUUGUGUUUCUUUUCCCCAGGCGUCCCCAAUCCGCAGCCGAGCACUGCAAAAAUGACAACGGUGUCUGGGAGGUCGGACACCCCAAACCGCACACCGCUGCGAAAGUACGGCCCAUCCCUAGAUCCAAUUCGCGCCAUCCUCACAAAAUAGACCCGACCGGUACCGCUUGUCGCUCAUUGAACUCGUUUGUGAAAUUCUUUGCAAUCAUGGCGUUAAUAAUGUGCUCAAUCUGUCAAUGGCUACGAGCCCC